CAAUCCCCACCCCUUUCCGCUACGAAACGAAUAGCGAGCCGCUUGUCGAUUUCGAUAAAUCGGCAUUUGAUGAAUUUUAUCGAAGGCUGGGAAGGGCUGGUCGAAGAUCCUGAAAGUAGGUGGAGUCAUCUUUACGUCGUUUUGUAUGCGAAGUGUUCUUAGAUUUUGAAUUACCGUUGCUGUAUAUUAGUUUGGUCGAAAAUCAUGUCUGAUACUCCGGCGGAAGGCAUUGAAAAUCUUAGUAUUAACACACCGGAGGAAGAAAUUGAAUCAAACUACAAACCACCUCCUGAGAAAACUAUUGAAGAAAUUCUAGAAGCGGACAAAGAAGACGAAAGUCUACAAAAAUAUAAAGAAGCUCUUCUGGGUGAAGCAAAGACCGGGAAAGUCAUCGUUGAUCCUGAAGAUCCUCGUAAGGUGAUUGUGAAGAAAUUGGUACUGUGUGCCACUGAUCGCCCGGACGUGGAAUUGGACCUCACCGGUGACUUGACUCAGCUCAAGAAACAGGUCUUGUAUAGUGUAUUCACCAUCAAGGAGGGGGUGUCUUACAAAAUUCGGAUUGAAUUCAUUGUUCAACGUGAGAUUGUGCAUGGGUUGAAAUACGUGCAGAAAACGUACAGAAUGGGAGUCCCAGUGGAUAAGAUGACCCACAUGGUUGGGAGUUAUCCACCAAAGGUAGAGAUUCAAUCAUACACCACACCAGCAGAAGAUGCACCGGCCGGUAUGAUGGCGCGUGGAAGCUACACUGUUCAGUCACUCUUCACGGACGAUGAUAAACAUGAGCACCUGAAAUGGGAAUGGGCUUUUGAUAUCAAGAAAGAUUGGAAGGAGUGAAGUUAUUCUUUGGUGUAUACUCAAAUGCAACUCUCUCAUUUCGUUGGGACUGCUGGAUGUGGAAAUAUUCUUGUGUUUGUGCUACUUAGUUAUAACAAACAAAGCUUUGUAAUUUUUGAGCAAGUUUACUUUAAUCUUUUAUGAACUUACUGUUAAGUUUUCAAUCUUUUGUCUUACACAUUUGUAAUUAUUGCUUAAGAAAAAUGCUAAUGGACUUGUGCCCCAGCUUGAGUGUACAGAAUUGUUAGCAGAUUUUGACAGGCUUACCUGUGAAUUUCAGAUAGUGAACUGUAAGAUACAAAAUAUAUUACUUGUGUCUUUUUUUUCUUCACUCCUCCACACGCUCCAUAUUAUUGAGCAUUCCACUCCAAAUUGUUUCCAGUUGUACAGCUGCUUGUCUGAUCGAAAGUUGUAUGAAUUGGAUAAAGUGUGGUUUCUGAUGAAUAAUUUUGUGCUUCCAGAAAAAAAUAUCAACACUUCUAAUGGCUUUCAAUUUUGUGCUUGUAGUUUUCUAGUCCUUAAGUUUUAAAAAUUGAUUAUAAUUAGAACACAUAGUUGUAAUACAAUUUCUGGUGCUGGCUGUGGCAGUGCAAUUUAUAAAGAUGAGAGGGUCUUGCAUUUCAGUAUAAAAUUCUCUCUCGUGUGGAGAAUCGGUAAGAUUUCUUGUAUAGCAGACUUUCAAGAUUGGAAUCCUUCGCCUUACUUGACCUUAUGAAAUGGUGAUUGUAAUCCUAAUAAAUUAAAAGUUUUCAACUUUUCUUUAGAUACCAAAGUGCAAUUUACCAAUACAAAUUGUAAUGUGUACGACUAUGACCAACAUAGAGCAGUUUUCAUGUAUUUUAGGAAAAGCUUGAAAUGUAUAUUUUGGCUGUGUUACACUCCUAUGAUAAAAUUGCUAGAGUUAAUUUUAUUAACUUUCUCAUAAUUAUAUACAAAAAAAUACACAAGUUUUGUAAAAGGCAAAUGUAAUUUUUACUUAGCUAGUACUCCUUGCCUCUUUAAUGUGGGUCAAAAAUUGUGUCCCUGUGCCUUCCAAUUGUUACGUUACUGCAGGUCCUUGUGUGUCCUUAGCUGUACUCAGGUGCCAUAGACAAAAAUGGGCAUAGUGGAGACCAGUGAUGCACUUCUUACAAUUCUGUAAUUAAUUUCAACAAGGUAUUGUAAUAAGGGUACAAAAUAGAUCCUUGUAUCUUGAAUAAACAUUUUAUAUGCACACAGUGGAGAGUUUUUCAUUUUCCCCCUUUGAACCUGUUUUGAAAUAGAAUGUUUUAAUAUUAAUGGCCUUGGAUAAUCAGUGAGGCGUAUAUAGGUAAUCAGGCGUCCAUUGCUAGCAUGGAAUUUGCGCCCGUCGGGAUAAGAGUUAGGGUUGGUAUUUGUUUUAGUGGCGCCCUUGUGAAUGGCGUUCACGGCAGGUGCGAUGUCUGGCAUGCCGUAGAUACGCCUCUGAUCAUAAUGAUAAGAGAGGUAAGUCCUCACGACUCAAAAUAUUUGACCAUGAAAAUGAGAUAAAAGUUCUUGGGCUUUAUAAAUAGUCUUUAUGCUUGUUUCCCCUCAUACGAAAACAAUCGUGGUGGAAAAUAAGGUGAAAGGAAAGGGUCAAGGAAAUGCCAGUUAAUGCUUUUAAGACUUUCUUAAGCGUUGGCGCUGCCGGUUUUAUAAUAUUUGUUUUGAUGAGUAGCUCAAAUUGCGAGUGAAAGAGGUUGCCAUAAACCGCUUGUCAUUCAAACCCGCGCCCAACGAUAGACGUCACGCAAUGGCGCCCAACCGACAGGUGCUGCCCUCUCGGCGGCAAGUGGCGAACUAACUUUUAAAAUGGGGCACACUGAUGUUUCUUUGUGAGUGCAACCAUUGUGUCGUUUUCCUUAAAUGACAUUGGCUGUCGUCAGGAGGUGCACGGUUCGCUGACUGCUGCUCCGGAGACGUUCGCCGCGCUUCUGGAGGAUCCAGGUACGCGCGGGCAGCGCCCCGGGGGCUCGAUUCGCGACCAGACGCGGCGUUUGUUUAUGUGUCGAUCCGAGCCUGGACGUCAACAUACCAGGAUGGUUGGCCUCAACAGGCUAUACCCGUUACGGGGGCAGCGGCCGUCGCUUCCGCGGCGCCGCGGGGCCCAAAGCACGGGGCGCGGGCGGCGGACACGGGCGGGAAGGGCG
Gryllus bimaculatus (two-spotted cricket) is the source of this 2984-nucleotide messenger RNA. The record is from the annotation of a GenBank genome assembly. Lineage: Eukaryota; Metazoa; Arthropoda; Insecta; Orthoptera; Gryllidae.